UCUCUUCUUAUCAGGAAACUUUGAGCAUUGGCAAGAAAUGUUCGAAGCUCUGUUUCCUCAUAUGCAAACGAAUAUGUCGGACUGUGAUAUAUCGUCCAACUUCAUCGAACCGAACGAUCUCAACAGUCAAGUGUCGAGAUUACAAGUAUUACUGGCGAGUGAAAGUUUCACUCUCGACACGGAGUGUCUGUUGCAAACGUUGGAACGAUGUUUCCUCAUUUGCGCGGCCGAGUCGCUCGACAAGCAAGUUUUCCAAAAAAUUUUACCGACCGCUCAUCGUUCGCUGUUGGAGGUCGUAAAAGCUAUCGGCGAAAGAACGAGCGAUAAUGAGAAAAUCCAUGAUCUGGACGACGUGAAGCACAAAUUGCAAUUCUGCGAUGGACUGCUUGUUUUUUGGUGGAAGUGUAUGGAACAUGUUUCCGCUUUCAAAAAAAUUCGGGCUUUUUAUGUUGCAUCGCUAUGUAAUAAUCUGCCGGAGACGAUAAAAAUUAUCUUCGAGCAUUGCAAAGCCAGCCCAAAGACCUACGGGGUAUUAUUGAGCGGGACGAUGCAAGAAUUGAAGAAUUUGUUUUUGCGGGCGGGCGCGAUCUUCAAGCUAUUCUUUGCUACUUUAGACGGUGUAAUCGUCUUCGACACGGAUGUGGAAUCGGAAACGGAACUGUUGACGAAAGUGGUGGAUGCGCAUGGUAGCAUCGCUUCUAUCGCGAACGGGAUGGAUACGAAAACAUAUAUAGAGAUAUCAGAAGCGUUCGCCAAGUUGGCUGUCGAUUAUCAAAGCGAUAUAAAGUAUGCGUCACCGAACAGCGUGAUAACGCACCUUGCUCAAAUGGCGAAAGAUGCGUCUUGUCUUUUGUCCACGAUCAAGGAUCAAAACGAUAAGAACGUCGAAAGAACUACACUGGUUGUUAUGCGUUUGCUGAAAAUAGUCGAAAAAUUAACGAGGGUUUAUGACACAUUUCUUACGUAUGAAACGUUAUUGUGUCUGAUUGAACUUUCAACGGGGAUGCACGGAUAUUCAUACCUGAAUUUAACAAAAAGCGGUGGAAAAACAAUAUCAGUUAAUGCUGCACCCUUUUUAGAUACUAUUUUCGAUCAUGACGAUUUUAAACAGGCGUAUUUUGAGUUCGGGAAAAGGACAGACGUGUGUCAGUUGAAUUACCAUCUACUUACAAUCGCCGUCAUGAAAAAACUGAACGGCAUGUCUUAUGAGCAUCACUGCAAAUGGUCUUUAGGCGAGGACUCAAUCUUAGACAUCGCGUUCAUGCAUAUAGAAUAUCUCCAAGGAGAAAUCGUUGUCGGAGAAUUGCGACUGCCAGGCAACCAUGAAAUCGGUGAGCGGCCACGUUUGUGCAGUAUUUACGAGGCCACUUUAGUACCCAUCUGCGACCUGAUUAGUCAAAUCCCUUCUGAAGCCUUCUACACACUGGAGUUGCUUUUGCUGAAGCAUCUGUUAUCCGGACGCUUUUGGAGUUCCCUGUUGAGUUCGGACGUUUGGUGCUUCAUUGGCAGGUGCUGA
Messenger RNA from Dinoponera quadriceps, 1516 nucleotides. RefSeq lists its product as uncharacterized. Lineage: Eukaryota; Metazoa; Arthropoda; Insecta; Hymenoptera; Formicidae. The record is from RefSeq and is a predicted model, not a curated record. The transcript is spliced from 10 exons. Bases 38 to 1516 code for a protein of 492 amino acids.